AUGAGUGCGGAAUUGGCCGCACCAGAGCUCCACGAGGGCGACUGGAUAGACGUAGUGGAUGGUGACGGGAUAUGGAACGUGGCGCAGGUGUUGCGGCUGCCGACGCCCGAGACCGUCGAGGUGACGUACGACUGUUGGGGCGACGAGUACAACGAGGAGCUGAGGCGCGACAGUGAGCGUAUCGCCCCCUUCCACACGCACACAUGGGCCGUCAAGUGCUGGGCCAAGCUCGAUACGUGGCCCUGGUGGCCAGCGCUGCUCACGGUACGAGCUCCUGGCUCAGCACAAGGCUCACAGAACUUGAGGUUGGAGGGGAGGCUGCUUGUGGACUUUUUGGACAAAGUAGAGUUCAAAGAACGUUGCCGGUGCUGGGUGGAGAAGAGUAAAGUGGUGGCUUUUCAGUCGGAUGAAGAGGCGAAGGAGAUGCUGACGAAGCUUAAAACGAAGAAAAACAAGAGUAAAGGGGGAGUAAGAUUGAAGAACUUAGCCCUCUCAACUGAGUUGCUGGCUAUGUGCGACGCUCUAGAGGAUUUCCCGGAGUUUGUGGAGGGCACGCUGCCGGUGCAGUUCAAUUAUAAAUUUACGCGGCCAACGGCAGAAGUGAGAAAGGAAAUGGGCGAAGAGAUCUGGAUGCGCGGGUUCGCUGAUAACAGGGUAAAUCACGCGUCCACGCACGCGUAUAUUCCAGUGUUCCCUGAUGACAGCAAUUCUGACAGUGGAAAUAUUGCAAAAGCGGCGGAGAAAACAGGGCCAACUACAACAAGAGCUCGUGAUAGGUCGUCUCAUGAUCGAGAAGACAGCGAUUCAUUGCCGGACACUGGAAAAGAUGACGCGCCAAGCACCUCUAUAGAGUCAAAUAACGUUGCAUCGGAGAAUAAUGGAAUCACAGCACAAAACCCGAAAAGCACGCUGAAGAGAACGAGGACUAGUGACGAAGUUGACGAAUUUAACAACACUGAUACACAAAACCCGAAAAACUCCUGGAAGAGGACGAGGCUUCGUAACGACGAUGAAACUUCUGGCAACAAUGAUUGUCAAGAGAACGAGACCAAUGCCAAGGGGCCACUAAAUUCUGACAACACUGAUGCUGGUCAAGCUGGAAAGGCCAAAACACAUCGUAAACGAACUCAAGAGAUCGAGAGCAACACCAAGAAGACACAAGCUGCUAAGGUUGAUGCCAGCAAUUCACUUCAACACAAAGGAAAAGAGAAGAGUCUAAAACCUGGCACCAAAGAGAUCCGUGUUUCGCCGCGAAAGUACGGGAAAACACCCAAAGUGUUGAGAUCUCAAAGAAGAGCCGCAGCUAGUCUGCCGCGGUGCACUCUCCCCCACGCUCGGGUGCUUAUUAAGGAGAAGCCGCGGAAUGAGCACAAGAACGCCCAUCGCCCUUCUCACUCUAGCCACGCUCGCCAUGUCCUGCGUGCCAAGGAAGGUGUUGCAGACAAAAGUUUGGAGACUACUGAUCAGCAAAAGACUAGCGCUGCUGGUAAAAGGAGCACUUCCAGCGAGUCGAAAGCUGAUGAUGGAAAUACAAGUCCAAUGAAGAGUCUCGCUCGAUUGACGAAAGCUACCGUGCUCGCUGAUGAGAAGCUGCAGGACAUGGAAACAGCAUUGGAGGAUAAGCUUACUGAACUCGCGGAAAAGUCUGCUAGGGUUGAAGCGCUGCGGAACAAAUGCGCAGCUUUACAAACGCGAGUGCGAUCUCCAACGGCAGCUCCUGCAGGGUCUGCAAGUCAAACUCAACUGCCCCAAAAGGUUUUACCGCUUGAGACUAGUCUGGCUCGCUCUUCAACAUCGAUUCCUGCCAGCGAAACGCUGAGCAUACGGAAAGAGGCUUCACGGCGUGAGAAGAAGGCUAAUGGUAGACCGAGCGAUACUCGAGUGCCAGCAGUUGCGAGAAGAUCGUCACAGGCUAAGUGCAGCAUCCGAGGAUUGGAGCUAGUACUGGAUGAUAUCAUCUCCAAGGACCUGAACCACAAUCUUAGUGCCGCUACAACCCCCGCUGAACUGGAAUCUAUCAAAGUUGAGCUGCUGAAAUCUCCCGAAGUACAAGCUGCUAUCGCUCGCAUACAGCACCCCAGCUACGCAACGUUUACGCAAGAUUUGUCGGGUGUUACGGGGCUCUCUCCUUGUGAAGCUUCAUCUUUAUCAGGCGAUAAUAACCGCCGCGCAUGGGAGAAAGCCAAGUCUCGCUUCAACAAAUAUGCGUCGGUAACGGGGCCUAUUGAGCGAAGGCCAUCACCACGAUCGCCAAGCCAGCAGCUUGGCCGUUUAUGGGACUAUCAACGCGAAAGUGAGUCUAAUACUGAACGCUUCCAGAGCCCCUCCAGUAUUCUGCUAGACCCUCUGCCAGCAGAUCAAAGCAGCUUCGGCUUCAGUGUGAACGACAACUUCUCGAUGAAUCAGUGGUAUCGAGACUUGUACCCGAAGACCUUUGGCUUUCAACGACCAUGA
Molecule: messenger RNA, 2454 nt
Organism: Phytophthora nicotianae INRA-310
Lineage: Eukaryota; Oomycota; Peronosporomycetes; Peronosporales; Peronosporaceae
Exons: 6
Coding region: 1-2454 (817 amino acids)
Source: RefSeq, a predicted model, not a curated record